This is a messenger RNA of Oryza sativa Japonica Group (Japanese rice), 1841 nucleotides long. RefSeq names its product transcription factor bHLH123. Gene Ontology annotation, molecular function: protein dimerization activity; RNA polymerase II cis-regulatory region sequence-specific DNA binding; DNA-binding transcription factor activity, RNA polymerase II-specific. The record is from RefSeq and is a predicted model, not a curated record. Gene Ontology annotation, biological process: regulation of transcription by RNA polymerase II. Gene Ontology annotation, cellular component: nucleus. Lineage: Eukaryota; Viridiplantae; Streptophyta; Magnoliopsida; Poales; Poaceae.
UCCCAAAGGUCAGCCUCCCUCCCUCCCCUCACACAAGUCUUGCAAGUAGUCUCUUGAUGCUACAGCCCAUAUCACCCUGUACCCUUCAUAUAUACCCAGAUUCCUUCUCCCCACCUUUCCCCCUCGUUCCAUCCAACCUACUGCCGCCGCUGCACCUCAAAGCAAAACAACAUCGCAAACAAAGAGACAUACAGGGCGAGAUCGAUCCAUCUCGAUUCCGCCCUUCUUCGCCGCCAUGGCCGACGAGUGGUGGAGUGCGUCUCAGAGGAGCCACGGCACGUCGGCGUGCUCCGCGGCGCCGUCGCCGCUCACAGCUGACAGGGUCUCCUGCGGCUGGACGUCCCCCGCCGCCGCUGCCGCCGCCGAGUCGACGAGCUCCAUAACGUUCCAGGACCCCAGCAGGAGCAGCGCCGCUCAUCAUCAGCCUCUGUCCGAUGCCGCUUCCUCUCUUGGCGAUCCCCACAUGGUGGACUGGACGCAGGCCUUCCUGAGCGGGAGAAGCGACGCUAGCUUUCAGGCCGUGCUCCAGGACGACAUGGCGGCAUCCACGAGACCGUUCCGAGCCCAGCCGACGGCGGCCGACGAGGCCGUGAUGACCAAUCCAUUCAGGGACAUGGGCGUGGGCCAAGGCCUGCUCCUCGAUCAGGCGUCGGCGCCGUUGCACGGCCUGUCGUUCGACGCCGGGGAGCCAGCAGUGGCGCCGGCGACGCAUAGCAUCACGACGUCGUUCGGGGAUUACCAGCACUCGGCAAGCUACGACGCCGCGGCGGCGGUGAUGCAGUUCUCGCAGACGCCGAGGGCGCCCUCGUUGCCGGCGGCUGCCCAGAUGCAGUUCUUGUCCGGCAGCUACCAGCUGCCUUUCGGCGGUGCGCCGCCGCUGCCGUCGCAGCUUCUCUUGCAGGCCAUGCAGCCCAAGCCUAGCUGCAGCUCUAACGCUAACACCCUCCUGGCGAAGUCAAAUUCCGGGUCGGCUCAACAAAUCUGCUCCUCGGAGGGCAGGAAGAGCGUCUCCGACUCGCCGGCGGCAGCGAAGAGGCCACGGAUCGAGGUGCCGUCGCCGUUGCCGACGUUCAAGGUGAGGAAAGAGAAGCUAGGGGACAGAAUCACUGCGCUCCAGCAACUAGUCUCGCCUUUUGGAAAGACUGAUACCGCAUCGGUUCUUCACGAGGCCAUCGAAUACAUCAAGUUCCUUCACGAACAAGUUGCGUCUUUGAGCUCUCCGUACUUGAAGAAUGGGAACCCAUUGCAGCACUUCCAGCAGAAGGGUUCUGAGAGCACGAAGGACGCAGAGCAGCCGAAGCCGGAUCUGCGCAGCCGAGGCCUGUGCCUUGUGCCGGUGGCAAGCACUUAUACGGUGGCGAGCGAGACGGUGCCGGAGUUCUGGCACCCAACAUUCGGAGGCACGUUUAGGUAGAUAUAGGUAUUAGUUUAGUAAUUUACACCUGCUAAGCAAUGUGUACAUUGUCCCCGGAAUGGAUUACGAAACAAACACACAAUGUUGAAGCUAAAGCAAAGCCAUGUGUGUUGCUAAAUCAGACGCAAUUUUAGUAGCUAACUAGACUCGGAAGAAAAGCAAUUGGAUAAUCAUUCAAGCAAUGAAGCAAUCAAAGGAUGUCUUUGAAAGGAAAAGAGCUAGGGAGAGAUGAUAAUAGGGGUCGAUUCUUCAAAGACAGGCUAACAUAAAUGCAUAUAAUAUAUACAAAAUGCUGGGAAAGUUGCAAGGCUAGCUGUCUAUGGGGCAUUAGGGCAUCUAACACGACUCAUGUAUACGCAACUUUAAUUUGCAAAGGAAUAAUGCUGUAGUAACGCUGUUUAUAUAUAAACAGGUUGGUUUCUGAUCA